Molecule: messenger RNA, 1677 nt
Organism: Pelagomonas calceolata
Lineage: Eukaryota; Pelagophyceae; Pelagomonadales; Pelagomonadaceae
Source: the annotation of a GenBank genome assembly
CCGACGAACGAGAACGCAGCGCAAAGGCGCGGCGAUCGGCGCGACCCAAAAACACCAUGAAUGAGGCUGCCCUUAACGCGCGACCAUGACGACGACACCUUUCCGACUGCUGGCGCUCUGCCUCUCCACAGUGGCAGCAAGCCGACCGCGCGACGACGCCGCCACGGCGACCUGCCUCGCCGACCCAUCCGCAACAUGCGACCUCAAGACGCCGUGCGCGGCCGGGUCCUUCACGCGCAACUGUCUCGACACUUGGGUCCCCUUCCGCACCGCCCACGACCGCGUGACCUGUUGCCUGGACUGCUGCCUCCAGUUCUUUGUGAAAAAGUACGGCUUGGACGCGAACGCGGCACGGGCCCAGAGGGUCGUGCCCGAGCUGGCUUCCCAAAAAGCUUCGAAGUACUCGCUGCUCGUCGCCCACAACCACGAGGGCACGCUCCCCUACGCCUCGCGACGCCUCACGAAGCGCCAGAACGCCUGGCUGGGGAAGCACACGAAGGCUCUCGGGCCCGAAUUGUCGCUGCGAUGCCGCGGGCCCGCGUGUGCGGCCGACGACCGCCACGACACCGUAUCAAGACUGUGGAGCGAGCGGCGCACGGGCACGCCCGCCUCCCCUGAAAGUGGCAAGGGGCUGGAGCCCGGCCCCGUCGGCGACUUCGCGCCGGGCUGGGUCGAGAUGCACUUCGGGGACGGCUGCGGCGCGCACUCCCCUCAAUCGCCCUUCGGGGCCUACCGCGAAGUGACCUUAGCCGCGCUCUGGCGGGCAGCUAGAUUGGGGACCAUGGACAAGGCGCGGCUGGCCUUGGUGACGUCGACGGACUGCGACCUCCCGCGCGCGGACGUUUCCAAGAGACGCCACCGCGGCUUCGUGGAUGAACGGAGUUUGUUGGAGGCGCCCGGCGUCGCGGCGUGGUUCGCGACGAACCCCAACGACCAUUUGCUGGGGGCGCAUCCCAAGCUCAAGGCCGUGCCGUUGGGGGUCCAACAUCGGGGCAAGUGGUCCUCGUUACUUGAUGGUAGAGAAGCCCGGAACCGCACGAACCUAUUAGCGUGCUGCUGCCUCAGCUCGCACCCCGUGCCGUCUCAAUCCGAAGCGCCGGGCGCGCCCAAGCCCCACGCCUCGUUUAAAACGCUCGACGACCCUUUGAGAAGCGAGUUCGAGGACCAAUCAAAAAUGUUGAGUGCGGAGGGCUUAUCCUUUAAAUACGCGCGCGAGGGCUGGGUCGGCUCCGUCUACGGACGCAUACGGCGGUACGCAGUCGUCGAAGCUUUGCGCAAGAACGGGUUUGGGACGUGCUCGCACCGCGGGCCGCCCGGGACAUCGCGGAGGCCCGACCAGACGACGCCGCUCGAUAAAUUCGCGGCCCAUUUGCUGGAGAGCGACUUCGCGGUGUCGCCGCAGGGCAUCGGGCGCGCGUGCCACCGCGAGUGGGAGGCGCUGUCCGCGGGUGCCAUUCCGCUCGUGGACUGGGACGCGUCGCCGGCCAUGGCCGAGCUGUAUUCCGGCCUGCCCGUCGUCCGCGUCAAGGACUGGCGGGAGGUGUCGCCGGCCUUUUUGAAGGAGGAGCUCCGGCGCGUGCGGGACGCGGGCCGCGCGGUGGACAUGAAGAAGCUGUAUAUGCCCUACUGGGUGGCGCGGUUCACGGACCACGUCGAUUCUUCCUAAGUUGUUGUGUG